Molecule: messenger RNA, 2093 nt
Organism: Acanthamoeba castellanii str. Neff
Lineage: Eukaryota; Discosea; Longamoebia; Acanthamoebidae
Exons: 7
Source: RefSeq, a predicted model, not a curated record
AUGGUCGACGUCACCGAAGGCGAAGGGCUCCGUGAAAGGCUGGGCGUGACUGAAAUGGUUGGAGUGACUGAAGGCGAGGGACUCAGCGAAGUGCUAGGAGUGACGCUGGGCGUGACCGAGAUGGUAGGGGUCACCGAGGGGGAAGGGCUCAGUGAGACACUGGGAGUGAUGCUGGGCGUGACCGAUAUGGUCGGGAUACUGGGAGUGACGCUGGGCGUGACUGAGAUGGUCGGGGUCACUGAAGGCGAAGGGCUCAGCGAGAUGCUGGGAGUGACACUGGGCGUGACCGAAAUGGUCGGGGUCACCGAAGGCGAGGGACUCAGCGAGAUGCUGGGAGUGACGCUGGGCGUGACUGAGAUGGUCGGAGUCACCGAGGGCGACGGACUCAGCGACGACGAAGGCGAAGGACUCGUUGUCGGGGCGAUACUCGCCGCAGAGGUGGUUGUAGAGGCAGAGGAGGAGGCAGAUGUAGAUGUAGAUGUAGAUUUGACAUGGAACGGAUACACGCACAAUGCUACACGGGGGGGAGCGGACUCACCAGAGGGGGAGACGUUGGGCGACAGUGAAGGGGUCGAUGAAAGAGUGGCCAACGGUGAGGUGCUUGGUGUAGUUGAGGGUGCAAGGCUCGCAGAUGGAGAGAUGCUCGUCGUUCCGGUCGGACUCGGGGUUGGGUUGGAGGUGGAUGACGCCGUCGGAGUGCUAGAGACCGUCGGGCUCGAAGAAGGGCUGGAACCCAAAGAAGGCGAUGAUGUCGAAGAGACAGAAGGGAAGGCCGUGGGCGACGGCGAGCGCGAUGGGAAUGGUGAUACCAAGGCCGGCGAAGGAGACGGCGAGGCGCCCAGCGACGGCAAGGCUGAUCCUGAAGGCGAGGGGAAGGGCGAGCGCGAGCCGGAUGCUGACAGCGUGGGACUGGCGGAAGCCGAAAAGCCGGGAGAUCGCGAGGGCGUCGCUGACCUGGACGGCGCUGCCGACGACGAGGGACUGCGCGAAGGGAACGGCGUGAUGAAAGGCACCGACGGCGUGGCCGAAGCAAAACCAGGAGAAGGCGAGCCCGUAUGCGAAGGAGAGCGGGAGAUAACAGGAGACGCCGAGCGCAUCCCAACGGGAGACCUGGAAGGCGAGCGCGAGGGGAACGUGCUGAUGAGCGCCAAGCCACGGUUGAAGGCUUUAAGGGUGUCGUGCUGGCGCCACACGCCGGCGUCCCAAGCCCCGCGAGCCAGGCGGCACUCGCCGGCGGGAUCGGAGAGGCGCAGGGCCAAGAUGACGGCUGCCAACGCAGAAUUCACCUUACAAGAGUCGCAUGUUGAGAAGGGACGCUAUCACCUCAGCGCGCACGCGAGCAGACUGUACGUCGAGCUCUUGGCUCGCUUGUUCGUGGUCGCUGUCGAUGACGUCCACGGCGCGCCGCAGGACGUCGUACAUGUCGCCGCAGGCGCCAAACUGCAACGCUUCGGAGGAAGGAGCGGCCACGGAGUGCCCUGCAGCGAGGAAUGCUGCAGCCAGUGGUGCGGAUCAAAGGGACCCUCGGCCAUGGAUGGUGCAUGGGCGGCCGACGGGGUCAACCACACCGCCAACAGGACCAGGCCGGCCACGGCGGUCCGGUCGAACGGCGCCACGGUCGACGAGAUCACGUUCCGGGCCACGCUGGCCAACGGCGCCGAGGUGGCCAUCGCCUACGUGCUCUCGCCCGAUUCGGCCUUCACCCAGCCGUGGGGCGAGAUCGCGGUCACAGUGCCGCGCAACCACCUCAAGUACACCUUCAACGCCCGCCGGUGGCCCUUUGCCGGCGCGGCCCACCGCCUGCGGCUCGCGAUGAGCCUGGCCUCCCACCCCCUGGUGGGCUCGGCCGACCGCGUCGACGACGCCGCGGCGGCCACGUCCAGCCUGAGCCUACACGUGGCCAACUCCACUGCUGACGUCAGCGUGGGCCUGUACGGCUUCGCCCUGGUCUACAGCGCGCAGGAGGCCGAUGACUCGCUGACGGCGCCCACCGGCGCCCAUCGCUCGUCCAACGUCACCGCGAGCCUGUCGGCCGACUUUGGCUCCAUUCUGGUCGAUUUCCCGUCGUUCGACGCCGCGACCGAGGUCCUGUC